AUGAAGCACUUUGCUGACAAAUCACGUCGUGAUGUUGAGUAUGAGGUUGGUCAGCUAGUUUACGUGCGUCUACGGCCCCAUCGACAACUUUCUGUACGAGAUCAGUCCACAAGCAAACUCACCAAACGAUAUUUCAGACCCUUCCAAAUUCUGGAGCGCAUUGGCAACGUUGCAUACCGCUUAAAGCUCCCAGACGGGUCGAGAAUACACCCAGUAUUCCAUUGUUCCAUGUUGCGCCCCCAUCAUGGCCCCUUCAAACUGCCAACCUCGUCACUUCCUCCUCACGCUCUCGACAACCAACCUAUAUUGAGACCCUUAGUGAUUCUGGAUUCACGCCUAGAUACUUCCACUACCCCGCCAACCCGUUUUGUAUUAGUGCAGUGGGAGGGUCUCGCGCCAAAAGACUCCACAUGGGAGAAGUGGGAUGAUCUUUGUCACUCACAUCACCUUGAGGACAAUGUGAUUUUCCCAGGGGGCGAUAAUGAUAGCACCAGCAGCCAUCUGGAAGAAGAUGAUCCCGUAGUACCGCGAGAAGCCAGACCACGAAGGAUUUGCACACGACCUAAGCACGUAGAAAGCUACGUAUAA
Molecule: messenger RNA, 588 nt
Organism: Glycine soja
Lineage: Eukaryota; Viridiplantae; Streptophyta; Magnoliopsida; Fabales; Fabaceae
Exons: 1
Coding region: 1-588 (195 amino acids)
Source: RefSeq, a predicted model, not a curated record